AUGGGUAUAUUGUUCAUAGAGCAUCUUGGUGGACGUAUUGUGGUUGAAUGUAAGUGUCAUACUCCACUAACCAAUGCGGACGAACUCAUAAGUGCAAACUUUCAGGGUGCUACUGGAUCUGCAAUGUUGUUUAGGAAAGUCGUAAAUAUUUUCUUUAGCGCGCUUGAGCCUCGUAAGAUGACCACAGGCUGGCAUCGUGUUCGUGAUGUCUUCUGUGUGACCUGCCACACGAGGUUGGGCUGGGCCUAUGAGUUUGCUGAGGAAUCGGAUCAACAGUAUAAGGAAGGAAAAGUUAUUCUGGAAAAGGCGCUUAUCAAUAGUUUUCGCGGGGUCCCUGAUUACGAAGAUGGAGAUGACGAACAGUCUGAUGUUCCUGAUUCCCCCUCUGAACGCUUUACUUUCGUGUAA
Molecule: messenger RNA, 408 nt
Organism: Mesocestoides corti
Lineage: Eukaryota; Metazoa; Platyhelminthes; Cestoda; Cyclophyllidea; Mesocestoididae
Source: the annotation of a GenBank genome assembly